Molecule: messenger RNA, 2225 nt
Organism: Phoenix dactylifera (date palm)
Lineage: Eukaryota; Viridiplantae; Streptophyta; Magnoliopsida; Arecales; Arecaceae
Product: protein neprosin-like
Source: RefSeq, a predicted model, not a curated record
AUGGCCAUGAAGUUGCACGCUAGCAUAAGACAUGGCUUGGUGGCGCUAUUGUUGGUGAUGAUAUGCUUAUAUUGCGCCGAGGCUAAGGUACGGGCCACAGCGCAGCAACUGGAGAUAAGACAGCACCUGAAGCGAUUGAAUAAGCCUGCCGUCAAGAGCAUCAAGAGCCCAGAUGGAGAUAUCAUUGACUGCGUCCAUAUCUCUCAUCAACCGGCCUUCGAUCACCCUUUACUCAAAAACCACACUAUCCAGAUGAGACCAAGUUUCCACCCAUUAGGCCUACAUGAUGAGAAGGUGGCAUCAAAGAAGAAAACAAGCUCCAUAACUCAACUCUGGCAUCAAAAUGGGAGGUGCCCUGAGGACACCAUCCCCAUUAGGAGGACUAAGAAAGAUGAUUUGCUAAGGGCCAGCUCUAUCGCAACAUAUGGAAAGCCGAUGCACAAGACAAUCCCAAAUCCCACUUCUGCAGACCCCAAUCAGAUUCUUAUCAAUAGACGUGAGCAUGCAGCUGUUUAUGUAAGGGGAGAUAAAUACUAUGGAGCAAGGGCAACCAUAAAUAUAUGGAACCCGAAGGUGCAAACACGCGAAGAGUUUAGCACGUCUCAACUUUGGAUUACUGGGAAUGAUACGACGCAAUUCAAUAUCAUCGAAGCUGGUUGGCAUGUAGUUCCACUUUUGUAUGGAGAUAAUAAAACAAGACUAUUUACUUUCUGGCAUGGAAAUAGGAGUGUUAUUGAUGGCUGCUGGAACUUAUACUGCCCUGGGUUCGUUCAAGUCAACAAGGACAUAGCACUGGGUGCUGUCUUCGACCCUAUUUCUAGCUACGGCGGACCCCAACAUGAGAUGACUGUACUUGUGUGGAAGGGUCCACUAACAGGGGAUUGGUGGCUGCACUAUGGGGAUCAGGCUCCAUUGGGCUACUGGCCUUCUUCCUUGUUCCCUAAUUUGUCGAAUGGUGCCUCCCUAGUACAAUGGGGAGGAGAGGUUGUGAACAACAAACAAAAUGGUCAGCAUACCUCCACAGAGAUGGGCAGUGGCCAUUUCCAAGAAGAAGGUUUUCGUAAGGUACGGGCUACAUCGCAACAACUAGAGAUAAGGCAGCACCUGAAGCGAUUGAAUAAGCCCGCCGUCAAGAGCAUCAAGAGCCCAGAUGGAGAUAUCAUUGACUGCGUCCAUAUCUCUCAUCAACCGGCCUUUGAUCACCCUUUGCUCAAAAACCACACUAUCCAGAUGAUCCCAAGUUUUCACCCAUUAGGCCUUUAUGAUGAGAACAAGGUGGCAUCAAGGAAGAAAACAAGCUCCAUAACUCAACUCUGGCAUCAAAAUGGGAGGUGCCCUGAGGACACCAUCCCCAUUAGGAGGACCAAGAAAGAUGAUUUGCUAAGGGCCAGCUCUAUCGCAACAUAUGGAAAGCAGAUGCACAAGAGAAUCCCAAAUCCCACUUCUGCAGACCCCAAUCAGAUUCUUAUCGAUAGACGUGAGCAUGCAGCUGUUUACGUAAAGGGGGAUAAGUACUAUGGAGCAAAGGCAACCAUAAGUGUGUGGAACCCGAAGGUCCAAAUACCCGAAGAGUUCAGCACGUCUCAGCUUUGGAUUGCUGGGGAUCCUACGGCACAACUCAAUAUCAUCGAAGUUGGUUGGCAGGUAGUUCCGAUUUUGUAUGGAGAUAAUAAAACAAGACUAUUUACUUUCUGGACUAGUGAUAAUAAUGGUAUUAAUAGCUGCUGGAACUUAAACUGCCCUGGGUUCAUUCAACUCAACAAGGAGAUAGCACUGGGUGGCGUCCUCGAGCCUAUUUCUGGCUACGAUGGACACCAAUAUCAAAUGACCAUACUUGUGUGGAAGGAUCCAAAAACAGGGGAUUGGUGGCUGCAAUAUGGGGAUCAGCCUCCAGUGGGCUACUGGCCUUCUUCCUUGUUCCCUAAUUUGUCGAAUGGUGCCUCCCUAGUAGAAUGGGGAGGGGAGGUUGUGAACAACAACCAAAAUGGUCAGCAUACCUCCACAGAGAUGGGCAGCGGCCAUUUCCCAGAAGAAGGUUUUGGUAAGGCGAGCUUCUUCAGAAACAUUCAGAUAGUUGAUUCCUCCAACAAGCUUCAACAUCCUAAAGGGAUUGUCCCUUUCACUACGCGAUCCAGCUGCUAUAAUGUGCACAAUGACUACAAUGUUGAUGCGGGACAUUACUUCUACUAUGGGGGUCCUGGUAGAAAUCCCAAUUGUCCAUAGAA